AUGGAUUGGGCUUGUGUAAUUUAUUUUGGAGCAUAUUAUCAAGCCACUGGAGGGGAAAAGAAAAGAAGGGUAUAUGGUCUUGGAGCGCAAGAUAAAUCAUUUUAUGGGACUAAUCUUUGUCCCUCAGCUUUUGGAACUGAUGCUUCAUCCUCAGUAUCAUGUACCAAUGCUCAAACAAUAGCAACAGAAAAUUUGGAUGACUUUAUGACACGAUUGAUUCCUUCACUGACUGAUCAAAUGGUUCCUGUACUUUUUGAGCGUUUACGUGGAUUGAUUUCUUCAACCUCAUCUCAGCCAAACACACACAUGACUCCUUUAACUUCCACUCCAGCUAAUGUUAAUGAGGCUCAUGCAUCAGUUUCGGAUGAAGAUUAA
This is a messenger RNA of Solanum lycopersicum (tomato), 375 nucleotides long. The record is from RefSeq and is a predicted model, not a curated record. NCBI's taxonomy places the organism in Eukaryota, Viridiplantae, Streptophyta, Magnoliopsida, Solanales, Solanaceae.